Molecule: messenger RNA, 3648 nt
Organism: Ceutorhynchus assimilis (cabbage seed weevil)
Lineage: Eukaryota; Metazoa; Arthropoda; Insecta; Coleoptera; Curculionidae
Source: the annotation of a GenBank genome assembly
UUUUCAUGGUAAAAGUCCCCCAUAUUUGUUAUGUGAUGACAUAAUAAGUAGGAGUUAUGAGAUUAUUGAGAUGUAGUAGGUACGAGCUGUAACACUAAUAAAUAAGGCAUCACUUUCUUGGAAGUUCAAAAGAAGGAGAGCAAAGCUAUUAUAUAGAGUCCCACACUAGUAUACUUUAUCAUCCAGGCAGAACCCUGGAAAACGUGUUGGGUCGAGGAGGAUCUUCAUGGUAAAACCAAGGAAAGGUCAUUCGAGGGACAUUUCUUGGAAAUUAUUUGAAAAAAACUGUUUAGCAGCACCAUCUAAAACAAAAUUUAGGAAAUUUUUUCACUGUAACUUUUUUCAUGAACACAUUAAUACACUAUAUUCAUAAAAAAUAUUCAUAUCAAUAUACCAAUUAAAUAAUGCAAUAAAACGCCAAUUUUUAUCAAACCAGAAACAUUACGAAUGCAACUGAUAAAAAAAUCCCACAGGGCAAACCAUAAUCAGUAGUACUUUACAAAGAACAAUAAAUUUAACUCAUCGGACUAAUGAAAACAGUAGUAGCUAAUUUAUAACGAGACACACCGCACCGUCAACGGUCUGACCGCAUAAAAGAUCGACCAGUACCAAACUAAAGUCGUACGGGUACCAAAACCACUUACCACUUAGUUAUCUCCGGACCUUCCGAUUGAUCGUUCGGUAUGAGAUUUUCUUUGUAAACGGUGGUGGUGCCGUUGUCGGAUACCUUGUAAAGGGGCCCUGGGUUUUAGGCCAGACACACUUACACCCAAUUAAGCAUCAUGCCAAACCAUCUAAAACCCACCAUCACCCUCAUAGUAAUCCUCCUAACAAUAAAACUAUCAAACUGUGAUACGCACCCUUAUAAAAAACAAAAACCCAACAUAAUCCUUUUUCUAACUGAUGACCAGGACGUCGAAUUAGGCUCUUUGAAUUUCAUGCCGAAAACACUGAAAAAUAUCCGAGAAAACGGUUUGGAAUUUCGGCAUGCCUAUGUUACUACCCCAAUGUGCUGUCCUUCUCGAAGUUCAUUGCUGACAGGAAUGUACGUGCAUAAUCACGAAGUAUUUACUAAUAAGGAUAAUUGUUCGAGUAGUCAAUGGCAAGCCACACAUGAGACGAAAAGCUUUGCUACCUAUUUAUCAAAUGCUGGCUACAGAACUGGUUAUUUCGGAAAAUAUCUAAACAAAUAUAAUGGCACAUACAUCCCGCCUGGUUGGAGGGAAUGGGGCGGCCUAAUAAUGAACUCCAAAUACUACAAUUACUCGGUAAACAUGAACGGCCAGAACAUUAAACACGGAUUCGAAUACGACAAAGACUACUACACCGACGUCAUAGCAAAAGACGCUAUGAAUUUCAUCAGGAACUCGAAGAAACAAUUCCCCAACAAACCUAUUAUGUUGGUAAUGGCUUUUCCGGCACCUCAUGGUCCUGAGGACUCUGCUCCGCAGUUUUCGGAUUUGUACUUUAAUGUCACCACACAUCACACACCUUCCUACAAUUUCGCACCGAACCCCGACAAACAAUGGAUUCUACAAGUGACAGGCCAAAUGCAACCGUUACACAAAGAUUUCACCAAUAUGUUGAUGACCAAACGGCUACAGACUCUACAGUCUGUAGACAAGGCUGUAGAAGACGUCAUCAACGAGCUGGAUAGUUUAGAAGAGCUGGAAAAUUCUUUUGUGGUUUACACCAGCGAUCAUGGGUACCAUUUGGGGCAGUUCGGAUUAGUUAAGGGUAAAAGUUUUCCAUUCGAAUUCGACGUCAGAGUACCGUUUCUAGUACGAGGUCCAGGUAUUGAGCGGGGUGGUACCAAAAACGAAAUCGUGCUAAAUAUCGAUUUAGCACCAACAUUUUUGGAUAUUGCUGGUAUCAAAGCACCAACGCAAAUGGACGGACGUUCAAUACUACCUGCGAUAUUUGGUAAUGGAAAAAGGAAACUUAAAUGGCCUGAUACAUUUUUGAUUGAGAGUUCAGGUCGUCGUGAAACGCCCCAUUUACAAACUAAACAAUAUGAAAACAAUCUGUUACAAUACUCAGUGCCUAAAGACCUACUGGAAAAAUGGAACUUUACGCAAAGAAGUGGAAUCAGUAACGAUCUACUAAUACAACUGUAUAAAAAUUUGAACCCGUUGGAAGCCAUCCAGAAAAAGAUAUUUGUAGAUGAAAACCGUAACAAUGACGUGCACGGGAAACUUAAUGGGAGCGGAUUUGUGAACAUCAAACAGAAAUUCGCUGAAUUUAAUCAGGGAGUUUCCACAAGAGUUGGCAGAGAAACCUUCCGAUGCUUCUUCGACACUAAAUUACCAUGUCGUAAUGGACAAAAAUGGUUCUGUCAAAUGCACAAUGGCAAAUGGCACAAGUACAAGUGCAAAGAAGAAACGAAAUUAGCCGAAAACGAAGAUAAACAGUGUAUUUGUUUUACUGCAGAUGGGCCAGUGUUUAAACCUUAUUGGAUGAAAACCAAACGUUCCGGAUUACUCCGUCACAAAAACGAGUACAAAUACUGCUAUUGUGACAACGAAAACGACGAAAUCAGCCACGACUUGUCCGAUUACGAACCCUCAACGGAAGAAAAAAUCAAACUCAAAAAACAACGCAAAAAAGAAGAAGUUUGCCAUCACGAAAGGAUGACCUGUUUCGAACACAACAACGACCAUUGGCGCACCUCACCAAAAUGGACCGAAGGCCCUUUUUGUUUUUGCAUGAAUGCCAAUAACAACACUUACUCGUGUCUUAGGACUAUCAAUUUGACGCAUAAUUUUUUGUAUUGCGAAUUCACUACAGGAUUAGUGACGUUUUAUAAUUUACGGAUUGAUCCAUUCGAGUUACAAAAUAGAUACCAACAUCUUACAGCCACUGAAAAAACUUACCUGAGAAAUUUACUCAAAAAUAUGGUCUCUUGUAAGGGUGGCGCUUCUUGUACAGGUCAUUUAGAUACUUCCUUUAGACUAAACGGUUUAGAUGAAAUUAAAAUUUAAUUAAAAAAUAUGCAUAAUUUAAACACAAGUUUUAUUUUAGAUUAUAAUAAUAUGCUAAUUUAUCAGUAUCACAACACAUCUAUAGCUAGCUUAUAUAAAUAAUUUUGUUCCUAUAGAAGAAUUUUAGAGCCAAUCAAAAGUAGUAAGAAUAGGUAUUUACAUUUUAUUGGCAGACAAACCAUAGGAUAUACAAAAUACAUUACCAUAUUAUAAGUCUAUGAUGUUGUACAGAGUGUACAAACAAUAUUCUGGCCACUUAUGAGCUUGCAUUAUGAGUCUGUAGAAAUCACAAACAGCAAUUUUAAUUGACUGUGUCCAAGCAAAUGAAUCAUAUUAAUAAUGGCCAACAGUCAACACAUAAUAUGGUUCAAAAUGAGUUUAAGUAUUUAUGUCAACUGGUUUAUGAUUUCUUGCAAAAGCUUACCAACAUUAUAAUAUUUAACGAAUAUUACAUCAUAAUUAAUUAAAAUUUCUAAGCCAAAAAGUUCAAGUUGCAGUACACAAAGAGUAAGUAUUUGAAGAUUGGAAAAUUUAAAAUUCCCUGUCCCUUAGCAACACUGGAGCGACCAAUGACCAAGUGUACAAGGCCAAGCACAACCAGCUGGAUAUUUCUUUGACCCACAUCGAAGCCAAGCUGUAGUUCAUUUGAUUGAGAUUGGAAUUUGGU